This is a messenger RNA of Fusarium verticillioides 7600, 2609 nucleotides long. RefSeq lists its product as hypothetical. Lineage: Eukaryota; Fungi; Ascomycota; Sordariomycetes; Hypocreales; Nectriaceae. Gene Ontology annotation, cellular component: nucleus. The transcript is spliced from 5 exons. Gene Ontology annotation, molecular function: zinc ion binding; DNA-binding transcription factor activity, RNA polymerase II-specific. Bases 804 to 2423 code for a protein of 539 amino acids. The record is from RefSeq and is a predicted model, not a curated record. Gene Ontology annotation, biological process: regulation of DNA-templated transcription.
AACAAGGUUCACCAACUCCUACGCCAUCAACUUUUUUUUAUUCAUUAUUGUUAUCAUCCUCCUCGCCGGGACAUUCCCUCCCUCCCCUUCCCUCUUCUCUCUUCCUUGUCUCAGAUAAUAGUAAUAUCUAUCUUACCCUUCAAAAUGUCGAGAUCUUCAAUGUCACCCACCGAGGAGAACAGCAACACGAGCAGCAACAACAAUAAUAAUCCUCCCACUAGCACCCGCGGCAGACGACGCUCUCACCACGCCUGUCUGACUUGCAGACGAAAGAAGACCCGUUGCCCAGGCGAGAAGCCAGCAUGCUCCAGCUGCGUCCGCCUCAAACAGUCAUGCUCCUAUCCCCCGGCAGUCAGGCCCUCCCAGAGCGGUCCUUCGGUACGUUGUGCAUGGGGUUUUGCACACGCAAAAAAACAACAAAAAAAACAUAACUUGACGAUUUUAAUUAGGAGGAGAGAUUGGCCCAUCUGGAAGAGAAGCUUGACUUCUUGCUGAAUGGAAGCUUGCCUACGUCACAACAAAAACAGAACCAACACCACCAGCAAAACCAUCACCAACAGCAACAGCUCGAUUCGGCCCUCGAAGAAACAACAGACACGUCCGAAAAGUCAUACUCUGGCGUGCGAAACACGCGCGAGCACAGUUACCCUACAAGCCAUCCCUCAGUAAAGUCCGAAUCCGAGAACUCGUCGCUGCGACCGAGCCAUUCCGAUAUCGCUGUUGGCAUCUCAUUGUACUUUGAGUUCUGCCAUCGACAGCCAAUAUGGUGUUUUGAGCGCGACGAGGUCAGGGACUUUGGGUCUAUGCAUGAUGAGCUUGCUUGCAGCAUUCUCGCCUUGACGUUGCGAUUCUCUGACAAUGGGGAUCAGGCAAAGUUGUACGCCAACAAUGCCAAGAGUCUCAUCAUGCUGAGGAUCGCAAAUGGGACUGUAGAUCUUGCGACGCUUGAGAGUCUCUGUCUUCUGUCCUAUUCUUCAUUCAUUGACGGUAAUGUUCACCUUGGCCAAUUCCACCUCGGCCUUGCGCAUCAAUUAUGUCGCUCUGCGAUGCUGGACGUCGAGACCGUUUACGGCAUGGAAGAUCCCAUGUCGGACCGCAAGAAGAGGCUAUUCUGGAGUCUACAGAUGCUUGAACAAUCCUACGGCCGACAAGAAGGUCUUUUGAGCGUACCAACAGAGAUCUGGCGCCCGGCCUAUUCCACUACUCGAGGCCCAAUGCCAGACCCAAGAGCGCCGACUCUCCCCAGGGAUGAUCUCGGUUGCCAGCACCAGAACGAACCUGGUAUCUGGAACACCAGCGUUCAUCUCGGCUGGGUCUGGAGUCAAGUGCGAAAAUACGUCUCCGACUGCUCACACAACAACAUCAAGGAGCCUUGGCGACAUGACUCGAUGUACGCCAAAGUCCUCGCCGACUUUAUGGAGACGGAGAACAGGAUACCCAUGUGCCAUCGCUAUGACACUGUCAAAUUCUACGAGCGCAAGGUCGAGGACCUAAAGAUGCAUCGCGAUUACUGGGCGCCGUGGUUGAAGGAACAGUUCACAUACCAUGUCAUUCCGACCGUAUUGAACCAUCCUUUCUUGUACAUCGUGGGAGCCCAGCACAACCCCAACCUCGCCAUCCCAAACACUUUUUGGAGGCGAUCGUCAGAAUUGGCACUUCUACAUUCCACAUGGAUCGUUCGCAUGAUCGACAUGGUCGUCGAUAAGCAAGUACCGCUUGCAGAUCCUUUCUUCGGCCACGUCGCUGCCAUUGCGGCGACGGUGCACCUGUACUACUGCUGUGCGGCUGCGACGCGAUUGAAGCACAAGUCAAACACGGACUUUGCCAAGUGCAGGCGAUUUUUGAAGACCUUUAUGCACACCUCAGCAGCUUGCAGAGCAUUGGACCGCAAUCUUGAUAAGAUGACGCGCAUCGCUGCAGGUACAUCUGAUAGCAUGGACGUUGAAGACUGGAUGCCCUCAAAGAUCUACCUCAGCGUCCCUCUCAUGUGGAAGAUCCUCCAGUUCAACACCUUUGCAGACUCCCACGAGCUCCCAACAGCUGGUCUUCUCAACCAAUCCCUCGUGCCAAACCCCACCAACGAGGAUGCAAAUGAGAACGUCACGCUGGAGAUCAUCGUCGCCAGCGCACCGGAGAUCACAAUCAACACUGCAGACGGCGGCCAAGAAGCGCCAACGCUAUCUUACAAGGCCCCGCUCUCGUCGCAGGGUCCAGACUCUGCGCGCGACACUGUCUACGACGAGGUGCCAGUGGACGAUAACUUGACGCUAUGUACUACGCCAUGGCUCUACGCGGACUCGUCGCAGUUCGUCAACAUUGCCGACAUGGGCUGCGAUGACCCCCAACCCGCCCUCAACGAGAACAGAGGGCCUGCAUGGUGGGAAGGUGAAAAUUUUAGUAAUAUCAUGUUUAAUCACUUUUAGGAGUAUGGUAAAUGGAACUUGGGUAUGGACAAAAAGGCUAGGGUAGGGUAGUGGAGAUCUGAUCUGCAGCAGAGACACGUACAGUAGAAUAUUCUCUUGCUUAAUUGAGACGUCUAGAACUGGGCAUGUUACCUUCUCCCGUCAUUCCACGCAUAACGAGUCUUGUCAUUCCCUGUUUUAGAUCAA